Messenger RNA from Geodia barretti, 1517 nucleotides. The record is from the annotation of a GenBank genome assembly. Lineage: Eukaryota; Metazoa; Porifera; Demospongiae; Tetractinellida; Geodiidae.
AUGUUUUUCAAGAAGGCUGAAUCACGAGAAGCAGGAAGGCACAUACAUCGGCUGCCAUGUCCAUUCAAUGACGGUGGUUCAGCUAAAGCUUCUGAGCAAAGCAGGCCUCUGCGUAAACAGUAUGAUUUUGAGGAGUUUAAGCGCCACUACGGAAAGACAAACGAUCUGACAGUCCUGCACAAUGUUGCGACAAAAAAUGGCGUCCCUGUCCACCUCAUUCUAGACCCAAAAUGUUUGGAAAAGUAUAAGAGGGGUAACAUGAGGGACAUAAAUCUCCACCCAGUACUGGAGUACCACUGUUGUGAGCAUGUUCUCUAUUGUCGGUUCACCUGUAACGACCACAAUUUCUUUGUGAAGGCCAAGCAAGGCUAUGGAACACCUGUUGGCGGCUCAUCAUGUCCGUUCAAUGAUGGCGGUCGUGGUAUUAGUGAUACCACAAUCUAACAAACAAAACACACAAUAACUUUAUAUUUUUAUCCCAUACCCAUUUUUAAAAUUAUUUUCACGUAAUUAUUAUUAUGGCCUGCCUAAAAUGGCCCAUUUUUAUAAUGCUAUACUCCUUUUUUUAUGUUAUUUUACUCUCUCAGACAAAGAGUACUCAGAAACUUCUCCAUAUUGUUGGGUAUGAUGAGUUUGACCCGGGAUAUUGCAAGACAAAUAACUUGACCCUAUUGAGAAAUUAUUAUCCACCUGGUCAAUGGCAAAGCAUUGAUCUUAUCCUAGAUCCCGAGUGCUUGGGUGUGUACAAUAGACAAAACAGCCUAAGCGGUAUUCGACUGCGGAAAGCGGGACCCUAUCAGGUCUGCGAGCAUGUUGUCUACUGUCCCUUCACUUGCCGACACAACCAUUACUUCAAGAAGGCUUCUCGCACUACUGACGAUCCUGGAACUCCCCUGUCUGGUCUUGCAUGUCCGUUUAAUGAUGGUGGCUUGGCCAUCCAAUUUGGUCAGCUAACUAUGAUGGCUAUUUUUCAGAUGUUACCCUUCGCUACCAAACUUGAGUGUGAAGACAAAAAAACUUGCUGUUGGACUGUAGACCCUAACUAGCAUUAUAGCAUAAUGAUAAUUAUUAUAUCCUGUACCAGCCGUCUAAGUAAAAUUAUCACAUUUACAACAGCAGAUUUGAUUAUGAUAUGCUGUAUAGCUAUAUAGUGUCGGGAGAAAUUUUUUUCGUUUCAAUCCCCACAAAGUGCAUUCCCCAAUUAUAAUUAUCUUACCACUUACAGAGCAACAGUACUAAGUGUGAGGGGUGUCAGAAGAGCUGUCCAUCAGUGAAGACUUACAACAACCGCUUCCAGUGCAGCGAAUCACACAGGCUGUGUUCCGACUGUAAGAACAAGCCAAAAUGUCCCGUCGACAAAUGGGCCAAUAGACGUUAGUAAAACACCCAUUUUUGUCAAUGUCUUAUUUACUCAUUCAUCCAAUUAUUCUUGCAUCUUUUCCUUUUUUGAAAUAUGAAAAGGUCACAAUGUCCACUCACCAUUCUUCAUCAUUCAUUUGGGUAACUCAGAUCCAUAA